AUGUCAGAACAAAGACAAACGCCACAACAAAGACAACCGUCACAACAAAGACAACCGUCACAACAAAGACAACUAGCCACAACAAAGACAACUAGCCACAACAAAGACAAACGCCACAACAAAGACAAAAGCCACAACCAUUACAACAAAGACAACCGUCCCAACAAAGACAACCGUCACAACAAAGACGACCGCCACGACAAAGACGACCGCCACUACAAAUACGACUGCCACGACAAAGACAACAGUCAUGACAAAGACAACAGUCAUGACAAAGACAACAGUCAUGACAAAGACAACAGUCAUGACAAAGACAACAGUCAUGACAAAGACAACCUCCACAACCAUUACAACAAAGACAACGGCCACAACCAUCAAAACAAAGACAACUUCCACAACAAAGAAAACUGCCAAAACAAAGACAACUGCCAAAACAAAGACAACUGCCACAACAAAGACAACUGUCACAACAAAAACAACCGUCACAACCGUCACAACAAAGACAACUGCCACAACAAAGACAACCGCCACAACAAAGACAACCUCAACAACCAUUACAACAAAGACAACAGUCACAACAAAGACAACAGCCACAACCAUCACAACAAAGACAACCGUCACAACAAAGAAAACGGCCACAACAAAGACAACCUCCACAACCAUUACAACAAAGACAACAGUCACAACAAAGACAACAGCCACAACAGCCACAACCAUCACAACAAAGACAACCGUCACAACAAAGACAACGGCCACAACAAAGACAACCGUCACAACCGUCACAACAAAGACAAGCGCCACAACAAAGACAACAGCCACAACAAAGACAACAGUCACAACAAAGACAACCUCCACAACCAUUACAACAAAGACAACAGUCACAACAGCCACAACCAUCACAACAAAGACAACCGUCACAACAAAGACAACGGCCACAACAAAGACAACCUCCACAACCAAUACAACAAAGACAACAGUCACAACAAAGACAACCUCCACAACCAUUACAACAAAGACAACGGCCACAACCAUCAAAACAAAGACAACUUCCACAACAAAGACAACCGCCACAACCAUUACAACAAAGACAACAGUCACAACAAAGACAACGGCCACAACCAUCACAACAAAGACAACUGCCACAACAAAGACAACCGUCACAACAAAGACAACGGCCACAACAAAGACAACGGCCACAACAAAGACAACGGCCACAACAAAGACAACCGCCACAACAAAGACAACCGCCACAACAAAGACAACAGUCACAACAAAGACAACCUCCACAACCAUUACAACAAAGACAACAGCCACAACAAAGACAACCGCCACAACAAAGACAACCGUCACAACAAAGACAACCGCUACAACAAAGAAAACAGUCACAACAAAGACAACAACAAAUGCCACAACAAAGACAAAUGCCACAACAAAGACAAAUGCCACAACAAAGACAACCGUCACAACCGUCACAACAAAGACAACAGCCACAACAAAGACAACCUCCACAACCAUUACAACAGCCACAACAAAGACAACCUCCACAACAAUUACAACAAAGACAACGGCCACAACAAAGACAACGGCCACAACAAAGACAACCGCCACAACAAAGACAACCGCCACAACAAAGACAACCGCCACAACAAAGACAACGGCCACAACAAAGACCACCGCCACAACAAAGACAACCGUCACAACAAAGACAACGGCCACAACAAAGACAACGGCCACAACAAAGACAACCGCCACAACAAAGACAACCGCCACAACAAUGACAACCGCCACAACAAAGACAACGGCCACAACAAAGACAACGGCCACAACCAUCACAACAAAGACAACUGCCACAACAAAGACAACCGUCACAACAAAGACAACGGCCACAACAAAGACAACGGCCACAACAAAGACAACCGCCACAACAAAGACAACCGCCACAACAAUGACAACCGCCACAACAAAGACAACAGUCACAACAAAGACAACCUCCACAACCAUUACAACAAAGACAACAGCCACAACAAAGACAACAGCCACAACAAAGACAACUGCCACAACAAAGACAACCGCCACAACAAAGACAACCGUCACAACAAAGACAACCGUCACAACAAAGACAACCGCUACAACAAAGAAAACAGUCACAACAAAGAAAACAGUCACAACAAAGACAACCUCCACAACCAUUACAACAAAGACAACAGUCACAACAAAGACAACAGUCACAACAAAGACAACAGUCACAACAAAGACAACAGUCACAACAAAGACAACCUCCACAACCAUUACAACAAAGACAACCGCCACAACAAAGACAACAGCCACAACAAAGACAACCGCCGCAACAAAGACAACCGCCGCAACAAAGACAACCGCCACAACAAAGACAACCGCCACAACAAAGACAAAUGCCACAACAAAGACAGCCGCUACAACAAAGAAAACAGUCACAACAAAGACAACCUCCACAACCAUUACAACAGCCACAACAAAGACAACCUCCACAACAAUUACAACAAAGACAACCGCCACAACAAAGACAACCGCCACAACAAAGACAACCGCCACAACAAAGACAACCGCCACAACAAAGACAACGGCCACAACAAAGACAACAGCCACAACAAAGACCACCGCCACAACAAAGACAACAGUCACAACAAAGACAACCUCCACAACCAUUACAACAAAGACAACCGCCACAACAAAGACCACCGCAACAACAAAGACCACCGCCACAACAAAGACCACCGACACAACAAAGACAACAACCACAACAAAGACAACAGCCACAACAAAGACAAAUGCCACAACAAAGACAAACGCCAACCGCUACAACAAAGAAAAAAACAACCGCCACAACAAAGACAACAGUCACAACAAAGACAACCUCCACAACCAUUACAACAAAGACAACAGUCACAACAAAGACAACAGUCACAACAAAGACAACCUCCACAACCAUUACAACUAAGACAACCGCCACAACAAAGACAACAGCCACAACAAAGACAACAGUCACAACAAAGACAACAGUUACAACAAAGACAACAGUCACAACAAAGACAACCUCCACAACCAUUACAACAAAGACAACUGCCACAACAAAGACAACCCCAACAACAAAGACAACCGACACAACAAAGACAACCGCCACAACAAAGACAACCGCCACAACAAAGACAAAUGCAACAACAAAGACAAAUGCCACAACAAAGACAAAUGCCACAACAAAGACAGCCGCUACAACAAAGAAAACAGUCACAACAAAGACAACAGUCACAACAAAGACAACCUCCACAACCAUUACAACAAAGACAACCGCCACAACAAAGACCACCGCCACAACAAAGACCACCGCCACAACAAAGACCGCCACAACAAAGACCACCGCCACAACAAAGACAACAGCCACAACAAAGACAACAGUCACAACAAAGACAACAGUUACAACAAAGACAACAGUCACAACAAAGACAACCUCCACAACCAUUACAACAAAGACAACUGCCACAACAAAGACAACAGCCACAACAAACACAACCCCAACAACAAAGACAACCGACACAACAAAGACAACCGCCACAACAAAGACAAAUGCCACAACAAAGACAAAUGCCACAACAAAGACAAAUGCCACAACAAAGACAGCCGCUACAACAAAGAAAACAGUCACAACAAAGACAACCUCCACAACCAUUACAACAAAGACAACCGCCACAACAAAGACAACCGCCACAACAAAGACAACAGCCACAACAAAGACAACAGCCACAACAAAGACAACCGCCACAACAAAGGCAACGGCCACAACAAAGACAACAACAACCGCCACAACAAAGACAACCGUCACAACAAAGACAAAUGCCACAAAGACAACCGAUACAACACAACCAUCACAACAUAGACAACCGUCACAACAAAGACAACCGUCACAAGCGUCACAAAAAAGACAACCGCCACAACAAAGACAACCUCCACAACCAUUACAACAAAGACAACCGCCACAACAAAGACAACCGCCACAACAAAGACAACAGCCACAACAAAGACCACCGCCACAACAAAGACCACCGCCACAACAAAGACCACCGCCACAACAAAGACCACCGCCACAACAAAGACAACCGUCACAACAAAGACAACCGUCACAAUAAAGUCAACCGACACAACCGCCACAACAAAGACAACAGCCACAACAAAGACAACAGCCACAACAAAGACAACAGCCACAACAAAGACAACCUCCACAAAAAAGAUACCGCCACAACAAAGACAAAAGCUUGUGUGAGAAAGCUGCACCAUUCUGUCAACAGAUCUCAGUGCUAA
Messenger RNA from Oncorhynchus masou masou (cherry salmon), 4332 nucleotides. RefSeq names its product homeobox protein 2-like. The transcript has 5 exons. Bases 1 to 4332 code for a protein of 1443 amino acids. NCBI's taxonomy places the organism in Eukaryota, Metazoa, Chordata, Actinopteri, Salmoniformes, Salmonidae. The record is from RefSeq and is a predicted model, not a curated record.